GCAGAUCAAAACAAUUGUGUGUUUUGUUUGUAAUUAAAGCGCUAAAUAAAGCACAAUAAAAAUCGCAAUAAAAAGAAUAGCAACGCGGGACGCUCGCGCUGCUUACGUAAAGUAAACCAAAACACAGCCAACCGUUUUUUCGCGCGGCAUUUUCAUCGGCCGUGAUCGGCAAAUGACACACCUGGCGAGAUGUUUUCGCUGGUAGCAGAUUAUGGCGAUAGUGAAGAAUCCACUUCCGAUACAUCCGAUGAUGAGAGCAACGGCACGGGGAAGCUCAACAACCCACCGACUGCAGCCACUUGCAAACAGCCGCAAGCUAAUGAUUUAAAUCAUGAUCAAUCCGUACCACUGCCCAGUGCCCGCUCGAUGCUCCAGUCCGGAUCGAGCCGCAUUAUUCCCGGGAGCGUGUUUAGCAAUCCGUUCCGUGAGGCGGAAGAGGCUAAACUGGCCAGCCUGGAGAAGCACGUCAAGAUGGUCGAUCCGGAGGCAAAUGCAGCGGAGCAGAAGCGGAAAGUGUGCUGGAGCUACAAGAAGGGACGCUGCCGGUUCGGCAGCAAAUGUAACUUUGCACACGAUUCCGAUUUGAUACUGCGCAAAGAGUUACCAGCCGAGGGUGGGAGUGACAAUGAGCAGGACAGCGGUACAGCGGCCACCGAUGACACCGGCACGGUAACGAUGGUGAAGAAACCGUUUCCCGCGGAUAGGAAGAAACGGCCCGGAUUAAGCCGGGAGCUGGUACCGCCAAAGAAGGUGCUGAAAAUGUAUCACAAGGAAAAGUACGGGAUGCUUAAAUAGUGCCCGAGCCGCGAAGGGUCACACCGUAGUGUAGGAUGGUAAAUGGUCGUGUAUUGCUUUUAUGUUUAGCGCUUGUGUAAGAUAUUAGCUAGAGAGGUGCAAUUUUAUUUACAGUCCCAGGAGCAGGUUAGAAAUAGAUACAGUUUUUAUUUUUGUUCUUUCA
Molecule: messenger RNA, 958 nt
Organism: Anopheles stephensi (Asian malaria mosquito)
Lineage: Eukaryota; Metazoa; Arthropoda; Insecta; Diptera; Culicidae
Exons: 2
Coding region: 190-795 (201 amino acids)
Molecular function (GO): metal ion binding
Source: RefSeq, a predicted model, not a curated record